AUGGUGGCUAGGGCACCAAUCCCUUCAUGCUUACUGGAACCUCCACCACCACAUAUACACGACACAACACUAUCACUGCAAACUAGUAUAGACAGUGUUGAACAAUAUAGCAACGACCAUGAAAGGGUAGACCACACAGGACGACAAACCAGCAGUAACAUGAAUAAGACUGAAGCUGCUGUUGGAAAUCCUAUUAUCUUGGAUCUUCGGUCUGCUCCUCCCCCUCAAUGGCCUUUGGGGAAAAAUAGCAUCAAAGAAGAUGUGCCUCACAAAGUCUCUUUAGGCCAGCUACCACAAGUAUCAGUAGAUGGACUGUCCACAUUUGAUACUAGACAUGGCUCCCAGACAGUGAACUUGAAAGAGCAAAAUGGUGUAGUGCAUUUGGAUGUAACAGUUCAUGCACAAGCCUCACAAGAAAGUGAUAAUACUACAUCAGAAAGAUUGCAACCCCCUGACACUCGACUCAUAAAAUUGAAGGAGACAGAUAUUGCAGAAGCUUCUCAUUUGGUGUUCAGGAAUAGGGACCAGCCAAAGUUUUUGGGGGGACAAACUGGAGAGAAAUUGAAUGAGGCAGUAGUUGGUACUAAUGUUAUGCAUGAUAUGGUGAUAGAAGGAAAUAGACAUAUCAUGGUAUAUAAUCAUCCGGGUUCUAUGCAUGUUACUAUAGAUAUCCCACCCAAAGCUUUGCAUUUUGCUGGACAAAAAGGAGCUAACCCCGUUGUCUUGAUAUGUGAUCCACAUGGAGUGCAUGACACUAUAGCCAACAUAUCACAAAUUAUGAAAGAGCAAGAGACCUUGUCGGUUCAGCUACUUUCAGUGGGAGUCAAGGAGAGGUGGAAAGAACGAUCUAACUCUGCAGUGGGAAACCAUGAGAAUGAGGGUAAUCAUAUCUUUGGAAUUAAUACAGGGAAAGAGGCUAGCUAUUUUUCCAUUCUUGAUGGUUUAGAGGAUGAGUCUUUGGAUAGGAAUAUUCAACGGGUUAGUUGGCAAGGAUCCCUGUCGGAUAAUGAUUCUUUCGACAUAAAUGAUAGUAGUCCGUUGCUUACAAGAUCCCAAUCGUCUGACCGGAUAGAUGUUGAGCAGGAAGAUAGGGUUCAGGGUAAAGCGAUUAAGGUUGUGAGCAAACUUAGGUCGGUUCUCUAG
Dovyalis caffra is the source of this 1143-nucleotide messenger RNA. NCBI's taxonomy places the organism in Eukaryota, Viridiplantae, Streptophyta, Magnoliopsida, Malpighiales, Salicaceae. The record is from the annotation of a GenBank genome assembly.